AUGAUCCCAGUACCAAGUCGGAUCCAUUCAUGGGAAGACCUGCGGCCGUUAGUACGUAAACGAAUCGCAGUUAAGGAUCUGUUUAACGUCAAAGGGGUGCGGUCCUCGGCAGGCAGUCUAACCUGGAUCGAUAUCACGCCGAUAGCCAACAAAACCGCACCUGCGAUCCAGCGGUUGGUGGAUCUGGGUGCUACCCUAGUGGGAAAGCAGAAAUUGGCGCAGUUUGCGUCCGGCACGAAUCCAUGGGAUUGGACUGAUGAUCAGUCUCCUUCUAAUCCUAGGGGUGAUGGGUAUCUGACUUGCGCUGCGUCGUCCUCUGGCCGAGCUAGCUCGAUCGCCGCUCAGGGUAUGAUAACAUUGGAGGGCAUGCUCUCGCAGAACUGGGCCCAGGACACAACUGGCUUGUUCGCCCGCGAUCCCGUCGAAUGGGCCAAAAUUGUCAAGCAUUGGGAUGCUCCAGAACUUCACCAGUCGGAAUUCAUUACAGGAUUACCUCCACUGUCGGUGCCAGAUACAAUGGGCUUCCCAUCCCAGAUAUUGUAUCCAGAUGAACAAUUCCCACUAUCAAAGCCUGCUGCCCAGACUAUCCUUGACGCUGCCAUAACAAGCAUGGCAAAGGCGCUCAACAAUACUGUAAAACACACGAACCUGAGCGCUGCGCUCAUCGGCACACCGAUACUUUCUGAUAAGAAAGACAGCCUGGAUCGUCCUAUGAUAGCAUCAGCUCCCCAGGCGCUCAGGACCCCGCAUCUCUCUAUUGCGGAUCCUCUAUGGCGCAAGGAAUAG
Messenger RNA from Aspergillus alliaceus, 786 nucleotides. RefSeq names its product amidase signature domain-containing protein. The coding region runs from base 1 to 786 and encodes 261 amino acids. Lineage: Eukaryota; Fungi; Ascomycota; Eurotiomycetes; Eurotiales; Aspergillaceae. The transcript has 2 exons. The record is from RefSeq and is a predicted model, not a curated record.